AUGCGCGCUCCCCCCUGCCGUAAGCUUGAGCCUGCCCGAGAAUACCCCGACGAAUUCGGAAGGGGACCGCCGUUAGUGGUUCGGCUCUCCGGGGAUCGCCGGCUCGACAGGCUUCGUGAGAAGCGUCCCCGGACGGACACGCUCGCCGUGUCGACCGACGCCGGGCGUGCCGACCCGACGAACCCCUCCGACGAACGGCGCGCGCUUCGACCGCGGCGGAAGUUGGAUAGACUGAAGACGUAG
Messenger RNA from Dicrocoelium dendriticum, 243 nucleotides. NCBI's taxonomy places the organism in Eukaryota, Metazoa, Platyhelminthes, Trematoda, Plagiorchiida, Dicrocoeliidae. The record is from the annotation of a GenBank genome assembly.